CCUCAUGGACCUCUUUGAAGCCGGAGGGGCUGGGUCACACUACCGCCACUAGUUCACGGACCUACCGAGCGUAUAGGAGCUAAACAAGUCCAACCAACGGGGACUAGAAAGGUGUAUUUUUAUGUGUACUUAUUUUUCUCACUUUUGGACAGUAUCUUCGCUUCUUUCCGACGUAGUAGAAGCCAAGCCAGUGAUUUGACUUGACAAGCCCGCUCCGCUACUGUAUCCACUCCCCCCUCCUCCUCCUCCUCCUCCACAGCGCCACACAACCAGGAAAUCGUCGAGGUGUGCUCGGUUCAUCCCGCGAGUAGCUACCCCGUCUGCGGGUGUAGAUGCGACUUCACCCCCGUUGAAUAUCUCCGCGUUUAAGGGGUUUGGGCUUGUUUGACUUUAAUCAGCGGGGGCUUCCGCUUUCAAGUGAGCCCCAAAGUUGCCCGCCAGGAGCAGAGCUGCACUCCGGCCAAACAAUGAGUGAGUCGAGUAUCUGCCAGGCUCGGGCCACUGUGAUGAUCUACGACGAUGGCAACAAGAAAUGGCUGCCGGCAGGUGCUGGGCCCCAAGCCUUCAGCCGGGUGCAGAUCUAUCACAACCCCUCCAACAACGCCUUCCGGAUAGUGGGCCGCAAGAUGCAAACAGAUCAGCAGGUGGUUAUAAACUGUCCUAUCGUGAGAGGCUUGAAGUACAACCAGGCCACACCUAAUUUUCACCAAUGGCGGGAUGCUCGACAAGUGUGGGGACUUAACUUUGGCAGCAAGGAGGAUGCUGCGCUCUUUGCCAAUGGCAUGGCGCACGCUCUGGAGGUGCUCAACUCUAUGGCAGAUGCAGGUUAUGCCACGCUUCCUCGGCCAGUGUCAAACGGUCCAUCUCCUGAAGAAAUUGAGCAGCAGCGCAGGUUGGAACAGCAGGAGCGUGAGCGUCAGGAGCGUGAGCGUCAGGAGCGUGAGCGAAUGGAGAGAGAGCGACAAGCUGCAGCAGUAGUCUCUGUUCCUCCAGCUCCACCAUUGGCCCCUGGUGGCCUUGCUCCUCCGCCGGCUCCUCCCCCUCCCCCUGGGCCUCCUCCGCCCGCUGGCGUCCCUCCCCCUCCAGGACCACCGCCAGCUGGACCCCCAUCCGGAGGACCACCACCACCUCCACCCCUGCCCUCUGCUGGAGCUGGGGGUCUUGGUGGUGGAGGAGCCGGGGGCUUGGCGGCCGCCCUAGCAGGAGCAAAGCUUCGCAAGACGUCUAAACAAGAAGAUGGAUCCUCUGCGGCUCCAGCGGGCAAAGCAGACGCCAGCCGCAGCAGCAACUCUUCAAUUGGAGGAGGCGGUGACCUGAUGGGUGAGAUGAGUGCCAUCUUGGCUCGAAGGAGAAAAGCUGCUGACACUGGUGAGAAGGUGCCUCAAAAGACACAAGACAAUGAGGACUCAGAACCUCCAGGUCACAGUGACAUCAUAAGACGACCGUGGGAGAAAUCAUCAACGAUGUCCAGGAAUAACUCCAUUCCCAAGAGCAUGGACUCCAUCUCCUCAUUGUCCCAAAGUUCCAGGGUGAAGCCUGCAAACAACGGUAAUGAUGCAAGCGGACAAGUAGACGACUCAGACUUAGAGAAAAUGAAACAGGAAAUCCUCGAGGAGGUGAGAAAAGAACUUCAUAAAGUAAAGGAAGAAAUCAUCAGAGCCUUCAUUCAGGAGCUGCAAAAGAGAAGCACAUAGUUGCGAUGUAUCAGAGGGAUGUGAUGGAUGGAGGCGUGUUGGGACCUUUGCUCUACUGCGCCAUCUAUAAUGUUGCCCAGGGAUUUCUCAUUUUGUCUUCUCUCUCUCUCUGUCUCUCACACACACACACGCACACACACAAGCAUUGCUUUUGUUUCACCGUGCAUUCAUGCUCUUAUUGUAAAUGAUAACCCAGGGAACCGCCUCCUCAGGCAGCCAUGCCGCUUUGUCACAGGUGGCUUGCCUAUUUUCAUGAUCCCGUCGUUUUUUCAUCCUAAUCCUAACGUUUUCUCUGUGGGAAUCAAUCGCAGCCACAGCUUGCCGUCAUUGUAAUUUUCAUAUCAGGAGUUUUUUCUGCUAUGCGUCCUGGUCUGACAGGACACAUUUACUGUUAAAGCAAUAUUCAGGGCUUAAAAGUAUCUGCCACAUUUUUACUGUAACAGCAAGAUGCUGGAAUGUUGGGAUUUUACAAUGUUCUCCCAGCUCAAACACUGCAAUCUGUCACACAUCUGCUGGUUUAUUUCCAUUCAUUCUAAUCGGAAGAAGGAAAAGCAACCGUUAGGAGUAGAUCAGAGAACUCUGACUGAAGACCCAAGCCUUUACUGCUCCGGGAAGGAGAGACGAGAAAAAUGGACACCGAUGGACAAGCGGAAUGCUGUGAAAGAGGGGCAUGUUGUCGUUUUAUGAAACGUGUUCUCUUUACAUUGCACUUGAUCCGGAGUUAAGUGUGAGCGUGUGCCACACUGCCUUGACAGACUCCCCUCUCAACACCCCCACCACCUUUUCCGUCGAAAAGAAAUAUUGUUGUCGGCCAGUGCAGUGGUCCUAAACUGUGCUUUUGCUGGUUCUUUGUCUUCAAUUAUUUGCUAUAUUUUCUACCUUUUCUGGAACAAAACAUGGCCAUGAAUAGGUCAAUUAAUUUGGCCAUGACCAACUGCCUUGAGAAUGAAUAUAUAAAUAUAUAUAUAUAUGGAUAAAUAUAUGUUUUGAGGGAAAAUGUUAGCGAAAAUGAAAUGGUUUUUCUAUUUUAAUUAAAAUGACUGGUGAAUGGGGAUUUUUUUUUUGUUCCAUUUUGAUGAUUGUUUUCUUAUGUUAUUUUGGGUUUCUUUUUCUUAUAGAGUCUAGGCUUUUUACACUGAAAUAUAAAGAAAACAGCUUAGAGACACUGGAUUAGAAAUGCCUUUAUAGUCCAAUACAGCUGCUUCUUGAAAUGCA
Molecule: messenger RNA, 2909 nt
Organism: Nerophis ophidion (straightnose pipefish)
Lineage: Eukaryota; Metazoa; Chordata; Actinopteri; Syngnathiformes; Syngnathidae
Gene: vaspb
Product: vasodilator stimulated phosphoprotein b
Exons: 14
Coding region: 468-1694 (408 amino acids)
Biological process (GO): protein homotetramerization; positive regulation of actin filament polymerization; axon guidance
Cellular component (GO): cytoskeleton
Molecular function (GO): actin binding; SH3 domain binding; profilin binding
Source: RefSeq, a predicted model, not a curated record